CGCUUUUAUUUGUUAUUAUAUUCCGCUGGCAAAAGUACAAAACUGUUUCAUUCAGAUUUCGUGGGUUCAACACCGAAGGAAACUGCAGAGCAAUUGCAGCUCUUCAUCUGCUCAGACGAAACAAACACCGAUUCGAAUUUUCGUAGUAUUUUUCUCAGUGUGUGGUCGAGAACGGUGUCAUCUCUCCUGCGGCUUUUACUGGUUUUAUUACGGCAAUGAGUAGUGGUGGGUCGCCCUACCGGCGACACCCGAAGGAUUUGGAAUCGGGUGGUGGAAGCGGCGGAGGUUUCCAGGACUAUGGGUCGGUUUCUGAUCCUUUUGACAUAGUUAGAACUAAAAGUGCAUCGGUCGACAGCCUUAAAAGAUGGAGGCAAGCAGCACUUGUACUGAAUGCUUCCCGUCGAUUCCGAUACACCUUGGAUUUGAAAAAGGAGGAAGAGAAGAAACAAAUCAUCGCAAAAAUCAGAACUCAUGCGCAAGUCAUACGAGCAGCCUACCUUUUUCAGUCACAUGGAGAAAAAGCAGAUGGAACCCCCAAAUCACCUCCAUCUCCCAUUCCUACUGGAAAUUACAAUGUUAACCCUGGACAACUUGCUUCCAUGACGCGAGACCAUGAUUUUCCUGCUUUGCAAAACUUUGGUGGGGUUAAUGGAUUGGCAGAGAUGUUGAAGACGAAUCCUGAUAAGGGAAUUAAUGAUGAUGAGGCAAACAUAUUAGACAGGAAAAAUGUGUUUGGGUCAAACACAUACCCAAGAAAAAAGGGGCGAAGUUUUUGGAGGUUUCUGUUUGAUGCUUGUCGCGAUACAACAUUGAUCAUUUUAAUGGUAGCUGCUGCUGCUUCUUUAGCACUAGGUAUCAAAACAGAGGGGAUUAAAGAAGGAUGGUAUGAUGGUGGAAGCAUAGCAUUAGCUGUUAUAAUUGUCAUAGUCGUUACAGCAAUAAGUGAUUAUAAACAAUCACUUCAGUUUCAGAACUUAAAUGAAGAGAAACAGAAUAUACAGUUGGAGGUUGUUAGAGGUGGAAGGAGGGUGGAGAUUUCAAUCUUUGAUAUCGUUGUGGGUGAUGUCAUAACACUUAAAAUCGGGGACCAGGUUCCAGCUGAUGGGGUUUUGAUUUCUGGUCACUCACUUUCAAUUGAUGAAUCAAGUAUGACUGGAGAGAGUAAAAUCGUUCAUAAAGAUCAUAAAUCACCAUUUUUAAUGUCGGGGUGUAAGGUGGCAGAUGGCUAUGGUACUAUGAUGGCCACAAGUGUUGGAAUACAUACAGAAUGGGGAUUACUUAUGGCUAGCAUCUCAGAAGACAAUGGAGAGGAAACACCAUUACAGGUGCGUUUGAAUGGAGUGGCGACAUUUAUUGGUAUAGUAGGGCUUGUGGUGGCUGUAUCUGUUCUUGUCAUCCUUCUCAUAAGGUUUUUUACUGGACACACAAAGGAUGAUAAGGAACAAGUGGAGUUUAUUGCUGGGAAAACUAGUCUUGGGGAUGCUGUUGAUGGAGCAAUCAAAAUUUUCACUGUUGCAGUCACGAUUGUUGUUGUUGCGGUUCCUGAAGGGCUUCCAUUAGCUGUCACAUUAACGCUGGCAUACUCGAUGCGAAAAAUGAUGUCGGAUAAAGCGUUGGUUCGGAGGUUAUCUGCUUGUGAAACAAUGGGUUCUGCUACUACAAUUUGCAGUGAUAAAACCGGAACCUUGACAUUGAAUUUGAUGACUGUUGUUGAGGCUUAUAUUUGUGGGAAGAAAAACGAUCCACCAAAUGACACGUCAGCAUUACCACCAAAGAUUGUAUCUCUACUUGUUGAAAGUGUAGCUCAAAAUACAACUGGCAGUGUAUUUUUACCUGAGGGAGGCCAAGAGAUUGAGGUUUCUGGAUCACCAACAGAAAAGGCCAUACUUCAAUGGGGGGUUAAUAUUGGAAUGAAUUUUGAAGCAGUUAGAUCAGAGUCUUCGAUUAUUCACGCAUUCCCAUUUAACUCGGAGAAAAAACGAGGCGGUGUUGCAGUAAAACGGCCUGAUUCUGAAGUUCAUGUACACUGGAAAGGUGCAGCUGAAAUUGUGUUGGCUGCAUGUACAAGAUACAUGGACAUUGAUGGACAACUUGUCCCCCUCAGUGAAGAAAAGGUGGAAUAUUUCAAAAAAGCAAUUGAAGAUAUGGCUUCUGGAAGCUUGCGUUGUGUUGCUAUUGCAUACAGACCAUGUGAAGCAGAAACUGUUCCAACUGGCGAAGAUGAGCUGGCACAAUGGGAGCUACCUGAGGGCGAUCUUGUCUUGUUGGCAAUUGUUGGCUUAAAGGAUCCAUGUCGGAAAGGUGUGAGAGAGGCUGUUGAACUGUGUGUAAAGGCUGGUGUGAAGGUGAGAAUGGUGACUGGUGACAAUCUACAAACAGCAAGAGCAAUUGCUUUAGAAUGUGGAAUUUUGGCAUCAAAUGCUGAUGCAGAAGAGCCGAAUCUAAUUGAAGGGAAAUCUUUCCGUGCCAUGUCAGAAGACCAAAGACUAGAAGUUGCUGAGAAGAUUUCGGUGAUGGGGAGGUCUUCACCUAACGAUAAGCUGUUACUUGUCCAAGCAUUGAGGAAAAGAGGGCAUGUUGUUGCUGUUACUGGAGAUGGAACAAACGAUGCCCCUGCUCUACAUGAGGCUGAUAUUGGUCUUGCUAUGGGCAUCCAAGGAACUGAAGUUGCUAAAGAAAGUAGUGACAUCAUUAUCUUGGAUGAUGAUUUUGCUUCAGUCGUAAAGGUUGUACGGUGGGGAAGAUCUGUGUAUGCAAACAUACAGAAAUUCAUUCAGUUUCAGCUCACUGUAAAUGUUGCUGCCCUUGUCAUUAAUGUUGUGGCAGCAAUUUCAUCAGGCGAUGUCCCCCUCAAUGCAGUCCAGCUUCUUUGGGUGAAUCUUAUCAUGGACACUCUUGGUGCACUUGCCCUCGCCACCGAACCACCAACCGACCACCUCAUGGACCGACACCCCGUGGGCCGCAGGGAGCCUCUUAUAACAAAUAUUAUGUGGAGGAAUUUGCUAAUUCAGGCUGCUUAUCAAGUGACAGUUCUCCUCACACUCAAUUUCCGUGGUAUAGAAAUCCUACAUUUACAGAAGGAAUCCGAUGAGCAUGCUAAGAAAGUGAAAAACACUCUCAUUUUCAAUGCUUUUGUCUUUGCUCAGAUAUUCAAUGAGUUUAAUGCCAGGAAGCCUGAUGAAAUGAAUGUUUUCAAAGGAGUCACCAAAAACCGCUUGUUUAUGGGUAUCGUGGGCCUUACUGUUGUUCUUCAAGUUGUUAUCGUCAUGUUCCUUGGGAAAUUUACCACCACCACAAGGCUGAGCUGGCAAUUGUGGUUGGUCUCAAUUGUGAUUGGCUUUAUCAGUUGGCCUCUUGCUGUUGUUGGGAAGUUGAUACCUGUUUCUCAGAAACCCUUUAGUGAGUAUUUUACCGACAUUUUCAAGCCAUGCACAUCCAAGCGUAGAAAUGAAGGAGGAAACGAGAAUGGUGAAUAGAUACACAAGCAGCACAGGUUUUUAGAGGAUAGUAUUUUUUUUUUUUUUUUUUUUUGGUUGGUUGGUUUGUUCUUUGGGAGUAAGUAAUCAAAGGAUAGCAAACAACUUCUACUUGGGUGAGUCGUAAAUUACUACUGCGUUGCUAACUGUUAGGGGUUUUUUAGUCAAGAAUUUGGAGAUUUGUGGAGUUGUUUUUUUUUUAGUUGGUGUUUGGUGUUUGAUGUUAAUUACCAUUUUGUUAUUCUAUGCAUGCGUUUUUUGUAUAUGUUGGAAUAUCGCGUUCGUUAUAUGAAUAACUUUUCCUUUUGGUUA
This is a messenger RNA of Lactuca sativa (garden lettuce), 3788 nucleotides long. Its product is annotated as calcium-transporting ATPase 8, plasma membrane-type. Gene Ontology annotation, biological process: calcium ion transmembrane transport. Gene Ontology annotation, cellular component: plasma membrane; intracellular membrane-bounded organelle. The record is from RefSeq and is a predicted model, not a curated record. Gene Ontology annotation, molecular function: P-type calcium transporter activity; ATP hydrolysis activity; calmodulin binding. NCBI's taxonomy places the organism in Eukaryota, Viridiplantae, Streptophyta, Magnoliopsida, Asterales, Asteraceae.